AGAAAUUUGAAACCUUGAAAGAUAGGAGUGUUCUCGUUGCGAGAUCAAAACGUGUAGUUCAACUGAACUUUGUCAAUGGGACAUAUUCCCAACAUUUAGAUCAAAGCCCUUGAAGGCUACUUUAGUAAACUUAUUGCUGCUCCAGCAAGCGUGCUGCAUCGGAGCACGAUGUCGCUGUGAUGCCUUCACGACAUUGGUGUAGGUUGAAAAAAUAUCCUGGCCCUGGCAAGUGUCACCUACUUGUAGUAAGCAGGCAAGGCAAUCAGUGGAGGAAUGGCGGCGGUGAUGGCGGAGGACAGUAACGAAACGUCGGCGGUGCAGCAAAUGUUGUCCCGUGUGGCACAAUCCUGUGCUGUGAUCCGCAGCCAGCAGCGUGGAGAUCCUGAGCUGACCAUGGAAGAGAAGUUGGAAGCACUGAAUGAUAUUCUGGUGAAGAGCCAUGCCUCCUUCCUGGCCAGAUUCGGGCCAUUCUUGGCUGAAGAGGAUCUUGUCUGUUUUGAUGAGAAUGACUUUGAGCAAAAGUUUCACCUCAAGGAAAUACGGCACAACUUCGACCCGGCUCACGUUCGUCGAGUUAUCCGCAACAGGCGUGCUGAGUGCAUGCGACGACUUCUAGAGGAAGGUGAUUACUUUUCAGACCGGUCCAUCAGCCUACGCAACCCCCUGCUGUUUGAGCAGUACGUGGGGCAGUUCAUGAGCGAGGACGAACGCAGUGCCAUGGAUUUGGACGGACAGCAGCGCAGCGAAUGUGCUCUGUCCGCUAUGCUCAUGUUUCAGAUGCAGCAAGACCGGCGCAGUCGCUUGCUGGCCAAACAGAAAGAGCAGGAGUACGAUGAUGAGGUGAUCAGCGGUAUGCAAGACCUGUCCCUGCCGAAAAAUGAGCCUCAACAACAGGUCUCAACAACAAGAUCACCAUCGACACAAUCAGCAUCGACACGAGAUGGCGAUGACGAAGACGACGAUGAUGCAGAGGCACAUGCAAGUGCGGCUCCCUGGGGAGAGGUCACCGAGCCAAAACCUAGUGAAGACAAACAAACUGCUCAAGUCACCACCGGUCCCGAGUCUCAGGAGCUCGCCUUGUUGCGCCAUGAGCUUUUGUCCAUAGUGCAACAGUUGUUCCUGGACGGGGAGGACAAGGAGUUUGACUAUUCCGCAGUGGAUUCUAACACUGAGUAUGACAAUUUAGAUGUCCGGCGACAGGACGAAGAGGAAGCGUAUUUCGAAACCGAGGACCCCGAGGAUUGCUUAGCCGACGAGGAAGAUCUCGCUUGGCUUCGAUCUCUUGCUGCCAAGCGUGCUGCACAACCACCGCCAGAAUUUGAAGAAGAAUUUGACGAAGAUGACGAUGAAGAAGAAGAAAUGGACGCGGCAUGAUUUCGAAUCGACUGGACAAUGCUGAUUUCGGCAUGAAGCAGUGCUUGUUUGUACUAGCUGUGAGUACGCUGUUGCUGAUUGUAUGCCCUGUAAAUAGUUCUGCUGUACAAAAUACUGCUGCUGAUUUCCCCCGCUUGAUUUUUUAAGUACGAUUUGAAUUUGAAAGUUACAAAGAGCCGUUGAAUAAGUUUAUUACAUGAUACAUGUACAAUAAAGCCAA
Molecule: messenger RNA, 1594 nt
Organism: Sycon ciliatum
Lineage: Eukaryota; Metazoa; Porifera; Calcarea; Leucosolenida; Sycettidae
Product: coiled-coil domain-containing protein 97-like
Exons: 1
Coding region: 274-1374 (366 amino acids)
Source: RefSeq, a predicted model, not a curated record